Messenger RNA from Spirodela intermedia, 3782 nucleotides. NCBI's taxonomy places the organism in Eukaryota, Viridiplantae, Streptophyta, Magnoliopsida, Alismatales, Araceae. The record is from the annotation of a GenBank genome assembly.
AUGAAGUGGGUCGUCGAAUCGUCUCCGGCGGCUGUCACCUGGCGGAGCGGAAAAAACGGCGACUUUGCGGCUCUCCGGCGGCUGUCACCUGACAGAGAGGGGCUGGAUGGAGGUGAGGCGCGUGUUAGGGAGCUUCAUCCUCAGGUCCGCGCAGCAAGAGGAGGCUCUUCAUCGCAUCUGGUACGCUCUCAGGAGGUGGCGACUAGUCUCCCGGCGGAUCAUCCUCUUCCCGACGACGGCUUGUUCGUCGAUCAAUCGGAGAUGAUUUACUCGAUGGAUUGCGAUCCUUUUAUCGCAAAUCGUUCAGAAAUUUUAGUAGCAAUGCUCCGCGAAUCGCGUUGACGAGAUUUUCGCCGAUGAUCUAGCGAUUCCGGUUGCUUAAUCCUUCACCGGCGAUCUGCAGGAAAGUCGCGAUAAUCAGUUAAAAAUAUAUGAAUUUUGACUCUGGGAGGAUUUGAACCCGCGGCGGUCGCCCGCCCCUGAGCAAGGUGUGACGCGGGUUUAGUCCCACAUCGGUUGUGCGCGGAUUAUUCGGGCGAAUAUAUAGUAAAGUUAGCUUUCUAGGCAAAGUCCUCUCGCGUGUACGACCACUCCUUGCCCCACAGCCGGCUGGCCACCGGUGACAUGGAAGGGGAGUGGCACACACGUGCCCCUAUCGAUCCAAGCAAGCCACUCGAGCCCCUGCUCGCGGCUACUCCCCGACUGCGCUUCCGACCCGCUUGCGGGCCCGGCUGGCCAGCGGGUCCCCCCAUUUUGCAAUAUUUUUAUUUUUAUUUCUUGUUCUUCAUUUAUCUCAAAACUAAGACUGUAAAAAUCAUAUAAAAUCACAUAAUUACCCAAAAAUUCACGUUAAUCAACUGAAAACCACUUUUCAUGCUUUAACACAAAUAUAAGUCUAUUUAUCAUGAGUUAAGGCUAAAACUAUAUUAUUUACUAAUUAUUAACUCAUGAUAAUGAAGACUUAUCAGCUGGCAAACCAGCUGUCGCUAGAAGGGUCAGCCUUCUCUAGCAGCACUGGGAAGCGGAGCAGAGGAAGGAGAUGAUCCGGCCGGCAAAAUCAGGGAGGGUUGAGCCCUCUUGGUCUAGGCGGUGCCAGAAACAGCACGACAGCGGCGGAUCAUCAGGAAACUCUGGCAGGGGCCUGUGCGGAGCUUGUUCUAGAUCUAGCUCAUCGGCACGGCAGUAGGGUCUCUUCCGACGUCGACGGCAGGUCGGCGUUCGUCGACGAAUGGCCAGCGACUGGGCAGAGUGGUGGAGGGCAGCUCCGGCGAGUUUAUGGUGGAGUACUAGAGGAAGAAGCGACAGUCAAACCAGGAGUCGAGAGACUUCGGCAGAGUGUUUGGCGAUGGCUUGUAGGGAGGCGAAGCGAGCCCCUUUCGUCACAAUGGCGUGAUGGGGUUCCAGCAGAGGUGGCGGCGGCUGCAGUGGCAACCGCGACCGUUUUGUCCAGUGACGGCGGCGAGUUCUCGGGCGGCAAUGAGAUGGCCGGCGGCGAUAGUGGUCUCAGGCGGCGGCGGGACUUAUCGAGCAGCAGCGUCAUGAGGAACAAAGUCCUCGAAGGUGGUAUCGAUGGCCUUCCUCUUCCUCCUUCCCUCCCUAUCCUAGAUCACAGAGAAGGUACUCACAAAAUGAUAAUCUCUCUCAAAAAUACGGCGCUCUCUUGAGGGGGGGGGGUCCUACCUCCCCUUAUAUGGGGGCCCAUAAGUGGGCGAAGGGGAGGUGGGCCUGUUUGAGACCCUCAAGCCCAUAAGCCACAAAGGCUACAAAAGGGGCUUAUUGGGCCUCUUAAAGAGAGACCUAAUAAGCUCCCCUAAAAGGAGAAAGAGGAGGGUCCUCUUACGGUGCUUAAGUGGGCCUCAAAUGAAGACCCAAAUAAGCCCCAAAAGAGGCCCAAAAGGAAAGACACAUAGGUUCCCCCCCCUUAGAGUUUUAAUUAGGCCUCAAAAGAGAGACCCAAUAAAACCUUAAAAAAUGGGAGACAUAAACAACGACACACACAUAUAGAAUUGGGCCCGCUAACACACACAUAGAAUUGGGCCUGGUAACACACACACAUAGAAUUGGGCCCACUAACACACAAAUGCAAGGCCCAACAAGUCAACGUAAAAAUACAAAGAAAGAUAAGUGUGAGCUCUAGCUCGUCAUCAUUCCAAAGGUGGAAUGUUGUUGUCCCAAAGGGCUAAGCCGUAUAGCGAAAGCCAAGCUCUUUCAUCUUCACGCAUCGAUUGGGCUGAACUCAGACUGCCGGUGCCUCCUGAGUUGAUGGAGAUGAGUCCUACUCACCAUCACUCGAGUGGCUAGGACUGAUGAGGGCACGUGUGCACCACUCCCCUUCCAUGUCACUGGUGGCCAGUUGAUUGUGGGGUAAGGAGUGGUCAUACAUGUGGGAGAAAAGGACUUACUUGGAAAUAUAAUAUUACUAUAUAUUUGCUCUAAACUUUGGUGCACAAGCAAUGUGAGACUAAACUCAUGUCACACCUUUCCUCAAAAGGCCUCGAUGCUUUUAAUACUUACAAUACCCCUUAUUUAUAAUAGAGAUAUAUCAUGAUGACAUCAUUUGAUAAUGACAUUAGAGUAUUUAUUUCAAUCUCUCUCAUACAUGUAGGCAAUCAGUGCGGGUUCGAAUCCUCCUAAAAUAAAAACUCAUAUUUUUAUUUGAUUAUCAUAAAUUUUUGUAGAUUGAUGGUGAAGGAUUAAGCUACCAUAAUUACUAGAUCAUUGGUGAAAAUCUCGUUAAUGCAAUUUGUGGAGCAUUGUUACUAAAAUUACUAAACAAUUCACGAUAAAAGAAUCACGAAUCUAUGGAGUAAAAGAUCUUCAAUUGAUCGACAAAUAAACCAUCGUCAGAAAGAGGACAAUUGACAUGACUCAGUCGUUGUAUAUUAAAUCACACAAAUAUAAAAUUUAUAAAACUAGAAAAUAUGAAUUUUUAGAUAUUUAGAAGUAUUUCUAAAUAAAUAUAUCAAUUAUAAUUUAAUAAAACUUCCAAAAAUAGUGAUAAUUUUCCAGGUCGAUCACAGGGAUGUAAUAUAAUAUCUAGUAAUUAUUUAUAGUUUUUCUCAAUGAAUAUGAUUUUCUAUGAAUUUUAUACUAGGAAAUAAAAAAGAAAUAUAUUUAAAAUUUACGAAAAAAAAGAAAUAAGGGUGCGGACAUCGAGAUGAUGUCAGCGCCGGGCGGAUGUGAAUCAGAUGAAAAUAGAGUUUUGCCCAGUGAUUCUUGCGUAUGCAAUUACAAAUGAUUUAAUUAAUCAAAUUAAGAUUUGUAAAAGCCUGAAGAAUCGUAAUUGAACAAAAUAUAUUUUGGUAACUUAAAAACACAAAAAUUAUCACUAAAUAAAGUAUAAAGUAAAUUGAAAGCAAGAAAACAGAGUUCCGGCGUCGCGACACUAAUGCGUCGGCGAUGCACCGAAAUCUUGAGCAUUUGGGAGGAUUGUCAUGUAGUGUCCACGGCCUCGAAAGCUCUCCUUGGACAAAGACGACGUGGGCAAUCUCUAGAUUUUCUCGCGAAGUCUAGAGAUCAAUGAAGUGGGUUGUUGAUCGUCUUCCGACGGCGUCACCCAACGGAGCAGAAAAAUAGCAACUUUGCAGCUCUCCGGCAGCUGUCACCCGACAGAGAGGAGUUGGAUGGAGGUGGGGUGCGUGUCAGGAAGCUUCAUUCUCAAGUCCGCGCAACAAGAGGAGGCUCUUCAUCACAUCUGGUACGCUCUCAGGAGGUGGCAACUCAUCUCUUGGCAGAUCGUCUUCUUCCCGACAAUGGCUUGUUCGUCGAUCAAUCGGAGAUGA